CCCACCCCCAAGACGAGUCCGGAACCUUUCUGCUGUACCGUCUGCCCGGACAUGCUGAGGCGGAGACCGGAAGCCCUUUGUCGGUUCCGGGCUUUCUGGGCUACUACGAUGGCGAUGAGUUUCGAGUGGCCGUGGCAAUACCGCUUCCCGCCCUUCUUUACGUUACAGCCGAACGUGGACACUCGGCAGAAGCAGCUGGCCGCCUGGUGCUCUCUGGUUCUGUCCUUCUGUCGCCUGCACAAACAGCCCAGCAUGACGGUGAUGGAAGCCCAGGAGAGUCCGCUCUUCAACAACGUCAAGCUACAGCGCAAGCUUCCUGUGGAGUCAAUUCAGAUCGUAUUAGAAGAAUUGAGGAAGAAAGGGAACCUCGAGUGGUUGGAUAAGAAUAAAUCUAGCUUCCUGAUCAUGUGGCGGAGGCCAGAAGAAUGGGGGAAGCUCAUUUAUCAAUGGGUUUCCAAGAGUGGCCAGAACAACUCGGUGUUUACCCUGUAUGAGCUGACCAGUGGGGAGGACACAGAGGACGAAGGCCUCUGCUUGCUGUUCCCACCAUCACCCCAUGAGUUCAGCACUGCAGCCUGGCCCAGCCCACCACUCAGCCUGUGCAAAGCUGGAGGCUUCCCCAGAAUGCUCACUCCCUGACUUGAGCUGGGCUCCCUCAGGGGUGAGAGUUCCAUGGGCUGGAUGAGGCGACCCUACUGCGGGCUCUGCAGGCCCUCCAGCAGGAGCGCAAGGCCGAGAUUAUCACUGUCAGCGAUGGCCGAGGAGUCAAGUUCUUCUAGCAGAGACCUGUCUCCCUUUACCUCUUACCUCCCACCUUUCCAGGGCUUUCAAAAUGAGACAGACCUAGUGUCCCCACAGACUGGAUCUGUCACUCUACCAGACUCAAAGGGCUCAAGUCCUGAAAGCUCAGACUUAGGGUUAUUUCCUGCUUAAACCCAUUAUGUCUGUCCUGGGUAGGGUGGGCUCAUGGUGCCAGGGAGAAAGGAUAUGUUUCUUGCCCUACCUCCUUGCCCACCUUAGACUGUCCCUGAGCCAGGGUCUGUAAGCCUGACACUUUACAUGUGUUCUCACACAUAAGUACACACCCACAUGCGCCUGCACAAGCUUCUUUCUCCUUCCUCCCACUCUUUUAGCUGCUGUUGCCUCCCGUCUCAGGCUGGUGCUGGAUCCUUCCUAGGGGAUGGGGGAAGCCCCGGCUGCAGGCAGCCUUCCAGGCAAUACAGAGAUAGGAAGCCCCAGAAGGGGCCUGGCAGCGAGAGGCGGGCCCACUCUGAUUUAUGAUAUUAAAGUCUCUACUCCCACUUUCUGCCUGUUGCUACUGCUGGAAUGGGACUCGGGAAGCGGAGAAGGCGGAGCCUAGUUCCACCUGAUUGAGUCCCAGUCAAGGAAAGAGAAGAAUCCUUUGGCCUUUGUACAAGAGAAGGGCCUCUGGGCCUGGGGGCUCCAGUGAGCCUGUGGUUUUCCAUGUGCUGGGUGGGCUGUGUGGGGGAGUG
Acomys russatus (golden spiny mouse) is the source of this 1493-nucleotide messenger RNA. RefSeq names its product vacuolar protein sorting 25 homolog (gene Vps25). Bases 52 to 639 code for a protein of 195 amino acids. The transcript has 7 exons. Gene Ontology annotation, biological process: protein transport to vacuole involved in ubiquitin-dependent protein catabolic process via the multivesicular body sorting pathway. NCBI's taxonomy places the organism in Eukaryota, Metazoa, Chordata, Mammalia, Rodentia, Muridae. The record is from RefSeq and is a predicted model, not a curated record. Gene Ontology annotation, molecular function: structural molecule activity; protein homodimerization activity. Gene Ontology annotation, cellular component: ESCRT II complex.